GAGUGGAGCAGCAGUAUAAGAACAGAGGAGAAAGAUGUAGCUCAUCACACAAAGCUUCAGUCUCUAAACCGCCAGCUGACUGCAGAGGAGAAGCUGCUGCGCGUCUCAAACUGCUGCGCGUCAAUCAUGCUGUGCACACUUGUUCUGAGGGUUUUUUGGAUGUGUCUGCUGUUAUUCCAUAGUGGAGCUUGUUUUCCUGCAAAUAAAGAAGACUACAGAUACCCGUACUCUGUUCCUUUUGGAUCUGGUGGACAAGCUUCUCCUCGAUCAGGCGUACACGCUCGGGCUGGAGGCGCUCGUCCUCCUCUGCCGUUCCUGCAGCGUAAACCGUCUGUUGUCCUGCAAGCCAGGAGUGGCCCCCCAACAGGCUACAAUCCAACUGGAAACCAGUCCCCCUCCAAUCCUGGAGCUCCUGAAGUCCCUCCUCAGAGUGUGGUCUACGUCAGUCCUCCUGGGCAGUCUCAGCCUCACGGUGGCACAGCUGGAAACUCCGAAGUGGGUGUACCCUUGGCAGCGUACCGCCCCAUCUAUGAUCCUGCUAAUGAAGGCUACCCGUCCUGGCCUCAGCAGCCUGCAGGAGGAUUCCAGGCCUCGUUCGACCCCAGCAGCUGGAUGCCGUCUCGUUCUUUCCCAGACUUUGGCGUCUGGAGCUCAGAGGACGCCGACGGUGUGACGCAGCAGAGCAACAGCCGAGAAACUGCCCGUUUGCCGCCCCCUUUGCCGCCGUCAUCCUACAUCAUCCAGUCCAGAAACGGCUACUGGCGAGCCACAGAAGACCUCUCCCACAUGAAAUACGUCCCUGAGUACCCUGAACCACAAGUGACUAACUAUGAGGUUGUCGAGACGCCCCAGCACUCUGCGCCUGUGGCGAAAGGGUGAACUUGGUGACUCUCAGCAUGUCUACAACAUUUACCUGUGGAGUGUUUGGGAAAGUCAAUAAAAAUGUUAAUUGGAAAACUGA
Molecule: messenger RNA, 961 nt
Organism: Labrus bergylta (ballan wrasse)
Lineage: Eukaryota; Metazoa; Chordata; Actinopteri; Labriformes; Labridae
Source: RefSeq, a predicted model, not a curated record